UGUGAACUAUUUGCUCUCUUGCUGAGCUGCACACCAUAAAACCCUAGUGCUCCUUUUGGACAUAUUGGUUUUUCUUAUUCCCUCUAAUUUUGGUGGAAAUUAUGGCUAAUAACUCAACAGGUUUAGAGAGCCCAUGGCCAGAAAACUUUUGGGAUGAUCUGAUAAUGUCCUUCACAGUGUCUGUGGCCAUCGGGCUGGUGAUAGGAGGGAUAAUCUGGGCUCUGCUGUUCUGCCUAUCCCGCCGCCGAGCCAGUGCCCCCAUUUCGCAGUGGAGCUCCAGCCGGCGUACCAGACCCGCUCAUGGCCACAGUCUCAACAGGACCGGAUUCUACCGGCACAGCGGUUGCGAGCGGAGGAGCAACCUCAGCCUGGCCAGUCUCACCUUUCAGCGGCAGGCUUCUCUGGACCAAACCAAUUCUUUCCCAAGGAAAUCCAGCUUCCGGGCCUCCACCUUCCACCCCUUCUUGCAAUGCCCACCGCUCCCCGUGGAAACCGACAGUCAACUGGUGACUCUUCCAUCCACCAACACCUCCCCCGUCAUCAACCCCACCCACAGUCUGAGCCGCCCAGAGUUCCACUGGUCCAAUAACAGUCUCCGGAUUGGCCAUGCCACACAGACUCCUCCUCCUGCCUACGAGUCCAUCAUCAAAGCAUUUCCAGAUUCUUGAACUGAAUUUUGAUUCCUUUUGUGUGUGUGUGCUUGAGUGAGGGAAGAAAUUAUGUCUACUUUAUUACCUAGGUUUUUUAUUUCUCCAGAUAUGUGAAGCCAGCUAGGAAGUUCUCAAUGUUUAAAAUGGUAAGCGAAGGCCGAGCAACAUGGUACAUAAGAUGCCACGUUUUGCUUUGGAAAAUCGCAAUCACAUAUAUCACAAGACACAAAAUCUACUCUCCUCUCAACCCCUAAUCCUCUUCAAUCAAUGUCAUCAUGAAUCUUCAUAGAGUAAAAGGGAAGGAACUCUGUUAUCAAAGAGUCAUCUCUAGUACUGUGUGCUCAUUACAGACUUUUAAAAAAUGCCUACAAUUUUAGCCUGUUGGUUACAUUUGACUUAAAAAAAGAAAACAAAACAAAACAAAAACCCUCCCCCAAAACAAAGCCAAGACUUCUUAUUGCCAUUAUAAAUCUUACUACAAAAUGAUGGCGUGGAAAUAAAUGGUCAGUGUUUUCCCUUUGAAAAUGCUCAUUUGUUAAAGGCUGGUGCUCUCACUUGAAAUGAAUCCUUAACGCAUGCCACCCUUAGGCCAUAAGAGAAUGAAAUCCUAGGUUUACAAGAAGCAUUGUCUCUUAGGCAUUCUUUAGUAUUAGUAUCAGUAUUGUAUCUGAAUACUUGCUAGACUGCCUGGGGCAACUGAAUGUGUGAACAAGGAGAAGCAGAGACUGUGUUCAUGAGGACAAGGUUCUGAUGAAUCACAGGAACUGAACCUUCCCUAGAAAACUCCUUUUUUAGCACAGUGGAGGAAGAGUAGAUCUAUUUUAUGCUAUUUCGACUUGUAAGGUUGUUACCGUCAGGGAGCAUGUCCACUUAUUUCAUUCUAUUCUGCUCCAAGUGUUUAGUGUGGUGCUCUUCAGGUAGUAAGCACUCAUAACUACCACUGGCUAACUGAUUGAUCGAUUAAGGGCAAUAUGGAAGUCAUUCAAGGCUCUGUUAAAUACAGGACGAGAUCAUUUCAGAUCCCUAAACCUCUUAUUUUUCCCUUUCCAAUUACCAAGGUUAAAAAAAUACAGAACUUGGAUUUUACCUAACAAAGAAAUGAAGUUUGGUAAGUGGGCUGGUUAAGUUUUAGUGAAUUUGGUUACUAGAUAUUCUGAAAUAUACCUCUAUGGACUACAUACCCAAAGCAGAGCAAUGAAGGUUAAAGAGUCCAUUCUCUCAAUCUCUCUCACAAAGCACAUAAAAAAAUGUAGGAGGUAAGGGGAGUGAAGGGCAGAAAGGGAGAAGCAGCAUGGCCUACUGGAAUGCGCAUGAGCCUGGGAGCCAGAGAACCUUGGUUCUAAUCCUGGCUCUGCCAAAUGGUUGCCAUUUGACCUUGGGCAAGUCACUAACUUCUCUGUGCCUCAGUUAUCCUUCCUACUUAUACUCUGAGUUCCAUGCAGGACAGGAACUGUGUCCAACCUAUUCACUUGUACCUACCCUAGUGCUUAGAACUGGGUUUGACAGAUAGUAAGGGCUUAACAAAUAUGAUUUAAAAAAGAGGGGGAAGGUAAGAGGCAAGAGUGAAUGAGAUAUAGGAAGGAAAGAUGGGAGCUGGGCAAAGGGCUUAUGUCCAGUCCAGCACUGGAGAAUGUCACAAGGGCUUUCUCCAUGGACUUCUUUUUCUUUCCGCUGCAGGCUGAACUGAAUAUGUUCAGAGAAUUUCACUUAGCAGAGAACAGCAGAUCUCUGGCUACUCUGAUCAAACACCUCUGUGUUCCCUGAAUUGUAAAAAAAGUCUCUAGUUAGUUAUUAGAAUGAAAAUCUACUGUACAUUUUCACCUGAAAAUAAUUUUUCUGUGGGAGAAAAGAUUCGCAUAUUUCUUUCUCCAGGACAGUAGUACCAGUACUGCAAUGGCAAGAUAUGACUCAUAAAUUAAAUCUUCAAGAGCUCUGCUGUGGUUUUCCUUUGAUUUUUAAAGAUGAUUGUUCUUCAAAUGAGGAAAUACAGAUCUGUCUACCAGAUAGCUGUCUCUAUUAUAAUGUGACUGAAAACUCACAAGCUUUUCAUGAUGUGGGGAGAUAGUCCUUAUAAGAAAAAUAUUUUAGGAAACUGAGCAUGGGUUGUACAGUAUCAAGAUGUUCUUAAGAGAGCUUUAACUGUAAUAAAUGCAUUUUUACUUGUUUUAUGCUUCUUUUAAUGUUUAAUAUAGGAAAAACACUUCAAGUGCAUGUUUUUAACCUGAAAUUUACACUGGAAAUGAAAAAAAAACAGUUUUAUAGUCCCCGAUUAGAGGACCAGAGCAGAAAUCCUUUGGUGCACUUGUCACCUAGUGUAAAUAUGUUGUUUUUUUUAAAAAAAAAUGGCUAUGAGAGCAGUGAAACCAGUAUUUUAUAAAUGUAAUGGAGGUUCUGGAAUGUGAAAUAAAGAAAAAAUGAAAUUUU
Molecule: messenger RNA, 3074 nt
Organism: Ornithorhynchus anatinus (platypus)
Lineage: Eukaryota; Metazoa; Chordata; Mammalia; Monotremata; Ornithorhynchidae
Gene: MYCT1
Product: MYC target 1
Exons: 2
Coding region: 102-668 (188 amino acids)
Cellular component (GO): nucleoplasm
Source: RefSeq, a predicted model, not a curated record